Messenger RNA from Ictalurus punctatus (channel catfish), 3104 nucleotides. RefSeq names its product coiled-coil domain containing 85A (gene ccdc85a). The coding region runs from base 426 to 1718 and encodes 430 amino acids. The record is from RefSeq and is a predicted model, not a curated record. The transcript is spliced from 4 exons. NCBI's taxonomy places the organism in Eukaryota, Metazoa, Chordata, Actinopteri, Siluriformes, Ictaluridae.
GAGAGAGAGAGAGAGAGAGAGAAAGACUGGGCUUGUGCACCGGUUUGCUGCCUUGCGCUACGGAUGUGUGAUGCUGUAGUGGUCAGUAUCGGUCCUCCAUGGCGGGUUUAGCUCUCAUACUCAGCGCUGAGAUGGAGACAUGACCGGAGAAACAAGAGGAAAGGACCACGAUCUCUUCCUUAUAGACGGGCUUUAGCCAGUUUGAGGAGGAGCAGACGGAGGACGAGUUCUUCCCGGCACUCUCAGGUUGCAGCUGCAGGUUUAAACAGACCGCAUGCACAGAACUGGGAGUCUCACUAUGAGAGUCUCCUGAUUCGGAUCCAAGCAAAAUUCUGCAGAGCUUCUGCGCUGGGCGUCUUGCGUCUUGUAUCUACAGUUCGGCGGUAGCGCGGCGCUUUCUGUGCGCCACUGAGUUGGUGAAGGUGAUGGAGAAGCCGGCACAAGCCCAGCUGCAGUCAGGUGCAUCCAAGAGCUCGGAGAGUUGUACAGAGGAUUUGUCCAAAGUCACGGACCAGGAGCUCCUGAAGUGGAGUAAAGAUGAGCUGGUGCGGAGGCUGCGCAGAGCCGAGGCCGAAAAGAUGAGCGCCAUAGUGGAGCACGGAAACCUGAUCCGAGAGGUGAACCGCAGGCUCCAGCAGCACCUGAACGAGAUCCGGGGGCUGAAGGAGGUGAAUCAGAAACUUCAAGAGGAUAACCAGGAGUUACGUGACCUUUGCUGCUUUUUGGACGAUGACCGGCAGAAGGGGAAGAAAGUGUCAAGGGAGUGGCAGCGCCUCGGCCGAUACAGUGCAGGCAUUAUGCGUAAGGAGGUGACCCUGUACCUGCAGAAGCUGAAGGAGCUGGAGCAGAGGCAGGAGGAGGUGCUGAAAGAAAACCUGGAACUGAGGGAGCUGUGUCUCAUGCUGGAUGAAGAAAAGGGCUCUGGAGGCACAGGAGGCUCACUGAGCACUGGAGGUCCAGCAGGCUGCAGGAACUCUAUCGACAGCCAGAGCAGCCUGUCACAUGCCAGCGUGCCCGGGCCAGGGCUGCUGAGGGACGUUGGGGAUGGGAGUAGCACUUCCAGUGCAGGCAGCACCGACAGCCCCGAUCAUCUGACACAUAAGCAGCAGCUGCUGGCUGGUCCAGCUGCAGGCAGUCUUGAGCAUGUCCACAAACCCCGAGCAGUGGAGGAGAUGCCAGUUCCAGAGCAACUCAGCCGCAGAAGGAGCACAAGUCCGGAGUAUGCUGCCCAUACCUUUCCUCAAGUUUGCCGGCCUCGCUGUGGCUCCUUCUCUAGUCCUGACCACAAGGGCAUGCGAGGUCUCAGCCCUGAAAAGCUUGGCAAAAGAGGCAGCCCAGAGCAGUUUUUAAAGCACUUGCCAGUGUCUUCUCAGCCUCCUGGUAGCCCUGACCUCUUUCAGAAGCACAGGACAAGCAUUGUGAGUCUAUGUGGCAGUCCAGAGCCUAAACAGAUACUGUCAGGCACUCCCGAACAUCUGCAGAAGGGUCGUGUGAUUGCAGGGAGCCCUGAGAUGCUAAGGCACCAGUAUAGUGGCAGUCCAGAUCAUGGCAAGUUUGGCAGCCCUGGGCGGGAUGUGGCACAAAGGAGGUCAGGAGCAGAGGAGCUGUCCCCGCAUCACCGGAGCAUCUACAGUGGUAUGAAUGCUCUGCUAUCUGCUGGCUGCUGCACCACCUCCUGUAGAAGUGUCAAGCUUUGGGACAGCUUUGAUGCCUCCUGACCGUUGCCUUGACUGGAUCCGAUGCUGGGUGCCUGGCUUUGUAGGAGCCCAGAUCUCUGCAGUCUUUUGCACUGGGAGAGAGAGUGCACAAUAUUGUGCAGCAGCCAGUGUCUUGUGUCUUUUCCACCCCAUGCUGGUUUCAGGUGUCCUGUUUCCCCUGUUAGAGCUCUGUACAAAAAACAAAAAACUAAAACAACAACAAAAUAAAAAUCUAUAAAAGGGGUUUCAUUAGGACGAAGGAAGCUAGAACCCCCUAACAAGAAUUCUGUAAUGGGAGAUGAAAAAUGCUCCCUAUGUUGCCAACAAAAUAGACCUACCUCCUUGAAAUGAAAAUAUUUGAAAAUGAGCGUAAACGAGUGAAAUGGGAUUCAGAGGCUAACAUCCUUCCUGUUUACAGAUACCAUACACAUCUUCAUAUGAACAGUAAAGUAUUUCUAAUUGGAUCCACUAGUUAAUUUAAUUGGACUUGCUGUGUAUCACAGGAAAUUAAAAACAAAAAAGUAUUAUCAUAGCAAUCACUGCCUUGCUUCUGUUAUGAGCUUUGUGGCAACCAUAAGUUCAUUAUUACAACAAUAUAAGUCACAUUAAUAAAAGUGGAGAUGGUACAAACAAAACAUUACUCUUAUCUCUCAUCAACCAGUGCUGAUGAACCAUGUGGUAGAUGAAGUGCAGAAUAAAUAAUAUGCUUUUUUGGAAGCACAAAGCAAAUCUUAAAAUGCUCCCUCCCCUCCAAGUCAAUAUAAAUGGACCAUUCCAGAGGGGCAAAUAUUUCAGACAUAGCAAACAUUCGCAAUUAAAAAAAAAAAAAAAAAAAAAACAACAACAAAAAAGACAGUCUCCCACUCUUCCCAUAACAAGUACCAUCAUGCCUUGCUUCUGCCCAGGUGUUUCUGUGAACUUCUGCUCUGAUAGACAAUAGAACAAAUGCACACACAUAAACACACGUAUAAACACACACAAAACAUAUGCACAUUAUAUUUUAUAUGGGAAUAAUGCUUCAUGUGGGAGAACUGGACAGCACACAGUUGUAUACUUGCGUAAGUAAUUUUUGGUAGCCCUUUAUUUAUUAGGCCUAGAUCACAAGUCCUGUGUGCCAACCAUUGAUCCUCCAGUAUAAAUCAGUAUUACAUACAGUACAUGCUACUUUGUAACCUCUUUGACCUGUGAUCUUUUUUAUUUUUGUUGACAAAUUAUAUGAGACAGAACCAAUAUUAAUAUAUAAAACUUUUAUGUUUUUAAAAAGUAAAAAAGAGUAGUUUAUCUGCUUAGUUUUUUAAAUAUGAUGAUUAUUAUUUUUGACGUACUGGUAUUAUAUAAAUAUAUAUGGUUAUUAUACUGAGAGAUCUGUAUGUAUAUAAUAAAAAGUGUCUUCUUUAUGUAAAUCAC